CGCCGUAAACGAAUUGCGGCGUACAACAAAUCGUCACGUAAAACCCGCGGAUAUCGAUUGUCGCGAUAAUUUAUUCACGUUUACACGUAGGACGCAUGUCGGGGGCUCAGAGCUCGAUUCUCGGCUGCCAUAUAGUCUAGCUGAGUCUUGUGGCUGAAGAAAACGUGUCCGGGUUAUCGGGGUGCUGUGCAAGGGAUCUCCGCAUGUCUGAUACAAAUAACGAGUUUGCCGAGAAGCGGCUGAAAAUUGUUCUAGUCGGCGAUUUGGGAGCUGGAAAAACCAGCAUAGCGGUAAAAUUUUGCACUGAUGAAUUUACUCGGCAGUACACGCCAACAUCGGGAAUUGACUUCUUCUUGAAGAACAUGAAUUUAGGAUGUCAGAAGAAUAUUCGUCUUCAAUUGUGGGACGUUAGCGGAUUAUCACUGCGCAGUAAUAUGCUCGACAAAUACAUUUUUGAAGCUAACAUUAUUUUACUUGUUUACGAUAUCACAAAUAGUUCCAGUUUUGAUAUUCUUGAAGAUUGGGUAACUAAAAUUCGCGAACUAAGUGACGAUCUUCAGAUAAUGCCAGUUAUGGCAAUUGUCGGAAAUAAAUGUGAUAUGGAGCAUCAGCGUACAGUUAAAAGAGAAAGAUCACAUCGCUUUGCUGCUGAAAAUGGAUUUCAUUAUCAAGAUAUGUCAGCUAGGACUGGGGAAUCCGUGUCACUUUGUAUAGCUAAUCUUGCAGCAAAAAAUCUGGGUAUACGACUUACGAAAUUCGAUCAAGAUCUUCACAAACCCAUUAUUACAGCGGAAAUAGGUGAUUCAGUAGACAUGCCCAUAAUUGAUAAUCGAAAAAUUAUUAAAAGACGACCAAACAAAAAACAAAUGUCAAUUCAUCAUUUCCGUCAAAAUCUUCCCAUGUCAAAAUCUACCACAUGCUCUUUACAAUAAUAUAUUGUUGUUAAACUAAGAGUUUUGUAAAAAUUGUAUUGAAACUUGUAGUUCAGGAAAAAUGAAUGAGUUAGAUGAUAAAUGUCAUAACGGUCUGUUAUAUUUAUUAUGAA
Molecule: messenger RNA, 1045 nt
Organism: Ceratosolen solmsi marchali
Lineage: Eukaryota; Metazoa; Arthropoda; Insecta; Hymenoptera; Agaonidae
Product: ras-related protein Rab-28
Exons: 4
Coding region: 204-932 (242 amino acids)
Molecular function (GO): GTPase activity; GTP binding
Source: RefSeq, a predicted model, not a curated record